This is a messenger RNA of Cladocopium goreaui, 1758 nucleotides long. NCBI's taxonomy places the organism in Eukaryota, Dinophyceae, Suessiales, Symbiodiniaceae. The record is from the annotation of a GenBank genome assembly.
AUGGCUGGCUCCCUUUUGGCUGACCUGUCGCGAAUGGGAUCUGACAAUGCCUUCACUGAUCUCGUGUUGACAGCGCAAGGAGGCCAUGAAAGAGCAGCCAACAGUGUGGUCCUGGCUGCACGCUCCAGGGUUUUCAAGCAAAUGUUGUCCUCGGAGAUGCAAGAAGGUCAGCUCAUCGCAGGGAAGCGACAUGUGGAUCUUCCUGAAACCUCCGGGGAGGUUUUGGAUCAGCUGCUGGAAUGGUGCUAUGCUGACAAAAUGCGAGAUUUGGAUUUGCCCGGAACCAUGGAACUCCUAAGAGCUGCGGAUUGUUUUGAACUCACUGGUCUCCUGCAGAAAUGCUCCCAGAGGUUGGGAAAGAUUCUGACGAUGGAGCUACUUCCAGAGGCCAUUGGAAUGGCUGAAGCGAUGUCAUCUGCUGAACUUUGGCAUGCUUUGGCUUUGUUUGUGGCAAAGGCUGAUGUGAACUUGGAUGACAUGCCCUGUGAACUUCGAACAUUAGCACUGCAAGAGAGGAAGAAAAUCUUGGAGAAAAACAUCAGCGAGCUCCGUCUGAGGUUAGCCAACGUGCCGGCCCCCAGACCUGCCAUUGUCUUCUGGCGGCAGACUCUACCUGAGUCGUUACACAAGGAGCUGGUUCAAGAGGCAUUGCUGGAUCCUGAGGCAGUCCCGGCUUUGUUCUUCGGAUUUCGAGAGAAGGCACCAGUGCUGUUUCGCGAGGCGUGUGCCAAGCACUGGAAGGACCUGGAUGGGGCAACGCGAUUGGCAUGCGAGGAACAGGCCUUGGAGGAUCAGGCGAAGUUUGAGGAGGUGAAAAGUAGAUUGGAACAUCAGCUCCAGGACCUUAACAAGGACUUGAAAGGAGCCUUGAUUGGCAGCUCAUCUGGACAUCCACAAGUGGAUGGUCCUGGAGCUGAUGCCUGGAAACCUGUCGCCAGUGGAGCGAAAGUCCCAGUGGCGCAGUCGGUCGAGUCGGAAUCCGAGAAGCCCACUGCAGCAGGCCAUGCUGAGUCGAGAGGGCCCUCCGCCUCGCACGAGAGCAACGCAGUCCCUGAGCCACCCAACGUGCCGGAGUCCGCUGGAUGGGAGGCACAGUUCGCAUGGGGCCUCUAUCACAGCAAAACGGCUUGCAUGAGGGGUUCGGCUGGACGCUGGGCCCUUGACCGCAAAGGAUCCAGAGCAGGGGUGCCGCAGGAAAUGCUCCGCGCAGAGGAGCUGUUAGACUCCGCAGUGCGAGGGGCACCUGCGGAGGAGCAGCGCAAAAAACUGGCGGAGCGAGCACUGCGCCUCUAUUACCACGCAAAAUGGUUGGCUGAACGCAACCAUGCCACCGCUGCGGAGUGGCGCUAUCGCGAGGCCAGUCGCCUGGCGCUCCAAACGAGGCGAAAGGUCUUGGCAGCCCAUGCACUGGGACGCUUUGGGUACUUCCUGAUCCAUUGGAAUCGGCGGCAAGAGGCGAAAGAGGUGCUCUACGAAUCCCGGCGGAUCAGCGCCAAGUCAAACCCCCUGGCGCCAUAUCUACUGGGAGUCCUAGAACGACAGGAUGCCGGUGCCGACCUGGAACGCCUCAAGGCAGCUGAGGAGCUAAUCCUGAAUGGAGGCGAGCAGCCUUCAGAGGACCUUGAAGCCGAGAGACAAGCCAUGGUGAAAGUGAUCCACUACUGGAGAGAGGCUCAAACCUCCACAAGGAACUGCUUUGCUUCCGCAGAUGCAGCUUUUGUGGCAAUCUGUUUGAUCGGACAUCUCUUCCAGCGAUAG